Molecule: messenger RNA, 3419 nt
Organism: Platichthys flesus (European flounder)
Lineage: Eukaryota; Metazoa; Chordata; Actinopteri; Pleuronectiformes; Pleuronectidae
Gene: nphp4
Product: nephronophthisis 4
Exons: 22
Coding region: 54-3338 (1094 amino acids)
Biological process (GO): negative regulation of canonical Wnt signaling pathway; protein localization to ciliary transition zone
Cellular component (GO): ciliary basal body; ciliary base; non-motile cilium
Source: RefSeq, a predicted model, not a curated record
CAACCUCACCGCUCCCUCAGAUUCUGGGCCUUCGCAGCAGCUUGGAGCUCAGGAUGACCAAUCAUGAGGCCUUGGCAAUUGUCUUCCAGCUGGAGCAUGUCUUCUCCGCUCCGAUUGGGCGCGAGACUAUGCUGUCUGCCACUUCCUCAUCCCGAGCAGCCUUCUUGCAGUGCCUGCGUUGGGGGAUUUUUUUUCCCUUCCAGCAGCCAGCUGACUGGAGGGGGGAAGAGAUACAGCUUGUUCUGCAAGGAGAUGCAAAGUCAAACCCUUACGGAGUCAUGGUCUACAGCACGGAGAUGUCUGCCAAGACUCAGAGCGCGGUGCCACUCUCAGCUCCAGGCACAGCUCAGGUGAAAGAUACCUUAACUUUUCGCCUGUCGUCUGGUCUGGAAAGGAAGGCAUCCAGCCCCAAGGUGUCUCUGAAGUCGAAGCAGGAAGACAUGUCACAUGAGAGGAGAUUACCCGUAUCACCCUCACAUGGUCAAAAACUCCUCACAACAGCUUCUCCACCAGAGUCUCCUCAAGGCCCAAAGCUCUCCCUGUCUCAGCUGGCAGCUCCACCACGCUACCCGACCAUCAGCCACUCCAGCUCGGCGUUGCCGUGGCAACAGUCGUUUCCUUCUCUGCUCCAGCCUUCCCUGUUGGCAUCAGCCCACCAGCUGUCACAUGUCGCCUGCUCAGCUGUCAGCAACAUUGCCCACCUGGAGAUGGACCUUCAGCGGGAGGGAGAUGUGUCAGCUUCAGCUCAGGGUGAAGGAGACCAACUUGAGGAGCUACCUUUCACCCCUGUCCACGCCCCUGUCAUCACUCUGGGGAUGACUCUGCCCAGUUCCUCCUCAGUCAGCUCCAGGAGCUCCCUCGCCCACCUCUACUCCGCUGGCUUCCCGGAGAUUCUGGACAACAGCGGGCAGGUGGCGGAGGUCCUGGAUCCCACAGAGCCGGUGCCCUUUGACCCCCAGCGUGAAGAGGCUGACCUUCUACAAGGAAACCUGCUGGUGUUACAGUUUCUGGCGUUUACCAGGAUACAAACGCCGGGUGUUGGUCCUGAUUGGCCGGACAACAUCCACUUCACCUUCCAGUUCUAUCGCUUCCCACCGGUCACAUCGCAGAAGCUCAAACUGCUGAAGAGUGACAAGGUUCAACAGAAACGUUGCGAUCAACUUCCCUGUGUCGUGGCCUCCAUCAACAGAGAUGGAACUGUCAACUCUGGCUCUCCAGGUCUGCAGGUGCAGUUCAGAGUAGAUGAUGGUUUCCUGAGGCCAGGAGAGAAGCGCUGGUUCCUUCGCUACCUGGCCCUCCAAACCAUGCACAUCGACAUCUGGGACAGCGACUCACUGCUCCUCAUAGGAUCUACUGCCAUCGAGCUUAAGUAUAUGUUGCGUCAGGGUAAGUCAGCAGUGCAGGCGCUUCACGAGGUGGAGGUGCUGACCACAGAUUAUGUGGGAGACGACGCCCUGCUGAUGAGUGCGAGUCUGGGCCAACACUCAGCCUCCAGCCCCAUGACCAUCCGCACCAUUGUCAGGGGCCGUCUGCACAUACGCACAGGCAACACUGGGUGUCCAGUAGAUCCCAACUUGAGGAGGGCAGGGGACGUGAUGCCGUCUCCUUCCCACAUCAUCACACCUCGCCAAGUCACCAGUGGCUUCAGAGGAGGGAGCCUGUCGUCCAGAAACAUCCUCCAACUCAACGCGAGGAACGCCGCACAGGCGCACAGACUUGAGAUGGAUGGGGCUCACGUGCCGUUGUACAGACACAGGAUCAGACCUGACAGCGUCAUGACAGCGGAGCUCAACCUAAACGAGCCCGACGGUGUGCGCCGCAAGUUGGACUGCAUGGCCGCCGUGCGUCAGCGAGAGGCCAGGGAAGGUGUACAAGCAGCUAAUGUCACGACCUCGGAGGCCCCCCUGUCCAGAGAACUUCAACAGAUCCAACUCAGUGAAGAGAGCAGCAGGUCGGACGGCAUCGCCAACAUGCUGGGCCAGGCCAUUACCACCCAGCACCUCCUGUAUGCCAGCCUGGGCUGCGCCGAGUACAUGGAGUUUGUCCUUAAAAAUCCUUUUAAUGUACCUCAGAGCGUCACCAUCCAGAGUGAUGACCCUGAUCUCAGUGUCAUCACCAACACAGAUGAAUGGCGAUACUUCAAAGCACUAACCCAAACUCCCACUCCGCUGGAGGAGAACAUGUUCCAGUGGGAGCAGGGUGCUCCGGGUCCUAGGGUUUACCUCCGGCCCAAGGAGAGCAUCCAUAUUCCCCUGAAGUACCAGUGCUUCCUCUGUGAUCACACCAUGGCCCCUCAGGGCCGGAGCUUCUUACCUACAGGCAAGGGCUCUCAGAUGGCAAAGAAGAAUCAGUCCAACAUUGUUGCUGCCAAAACUAUCAAGGUUACUUUCAAAGCAAACGACGGCAAACCGAUGGCCAUCUGCCAGGUGAACGUGGAACCGACGCCCCACGUCGUCAACCAGACAUUCCGACUCUACCACCCUGAGCUCUGUUUCCUGAAGAAGGCCAUCCGCUUGUCCCCCUGGCACGACCCCACAGUCGAGGACCCAGAUGCCAGAACCAACAUUUCUGUUCGCUGCAGUGACCCUAACAUCGUCUGCCAGACGAGGAUGCUGGUGCCAGGGGAGCCUCAGGAUGUGUACUUGAAAGUGCCAGGGAGUCCCAGUCCUCACAUAAAGAUGUUCUUUGUGAUGGUUUUCACUGAGAAGUGGAUGGCGGCGCCCUCGCAGAUGUGGCAGAUUUACAUACAUUUCUUGGAGCGGGUGGAUGUGAGCUGUGUGACUGGCCAGCGGACCUGUCAAUCACUAGUGCUGAGGGGAAGACAGACUGUUCGCAAGGUCAAAUGCUUCUCAUCCCACCCCAUGGACAUUCAGGUGGAUCCAGAGGGUGUAUUCGUCCUGCCGCCCUCAGCGGUGCAGGAGCUCCAGCUGAAGGUGCAGCUGUGGCGGGCCGGCAGCCGCUUCCUGUACGUGAACGCUGUGGACGUGGAGAACCAGCGGCUCAUCACCGCCUGGCUGCUCUGUCUCAAUGUCCAUCAGCCUGUGGUGUCAAAGGCAUUUGAAGUGUGUGUCCCGGUUGGUGGAGGGCGUGGUAGCUCCAAAAAAAUCACCUACAUCAACCCGUACACCAGCGGCCGCAAGUUCCUGCUCCGCUCGGACCAUCCGGACCUGCUCCAGUUCAAAGAGGAUAAAUUCCAGGUCAGUGGAGGGGAGAGUUACACCAUCGGUCUGAGAUUCGCCUCCAGCCAGAGUCCCGGCUCAGUGAAGAUCUACGUCUACGUGAACAACCUGGAGGAGAAGACGGAGGAGACCUUCGUUGUGAAUGUCAACUACUCAUGAACUUCUCCACUCACAGAAAUGUGCUGUAAUUUUUCUACUCCACUUUAAGUUUGAUUUCUUAUUUGAACAGAUUUCAGAGUA